ACGAUGUAGCGAAAUGACCUACAUCCAUGUAGCGAAACGACUCCACCCAUGUAGCGAAACGUCCUCCAUGUAGCGAAACGACCGUACCCAUCAUGUAGCGAAACGACUCCACCCAUGUAGCGAAACGACCUACCAUGUAGCGAAACGACCGCCACAUGUAGCGAAACGACUGGUAGCGAACUGGCAAUGUAGCGAAACAGCCUGAUACCCUCAUGGUCAUGAUCAUGAUGGUGUCAUUCUCGUCGUCCUUCACAUAAAGUAGCCCAAAAGUAGCCUAAGCAACCUUCCUCAUUGUUAAUCUAUAUUUUCUAUAUUCAGGUUUGUUUGGGCCCGCAAUGACUUCCUCCGCCUGGUGUAAAACUAAGGGUCUAGCUAUGUAGCCUAUCCCUCACUGUCCUCAGCUCAGUCAUAGUCGAAUGAACCAUCGACGUAUUGUUUUCUUUUAUCGUCUUUAAGUUUUAAGACUACUCCGCUCAGCAUGCUCAGACCCAGUACUACAGUAGUCUGAGUAGACAGUUACGCUCUACAGUACAGUCGACUUAGUAGUUCACAGUUUCAAAUCAACACAGUCAAACACAUCCCAUCACAUGUCAGCAAGGCCAUUCACCACCAUGGAUAGAUGUUUAAUGACGUCACAAGAAUUAAAUGUUGGCCUAUAGCCGGCCAUGGCCCAGCUGGUCCUGACCCUGGGCUGGGCUGGCAUCCCAUUCCCAGUGCGACUCACCUAUCAACCUUUUCGUAGGAGUUUGUUUGGGCGCUGACCAGUCAUAUGUUUCACAUGGAACAAAGGCCAAAGGGUAUCACUAUCAGUAAAUGAAUCAACAUUUUCUUUUAUAUAUCUAACAGCUGAUGAACAAUGACUAUAACCUACACUGCCGAAGUUGCCUCCAGCUCUUGGGGUUGUUUUCUGAAACUACUUUUUAGAUGGAAAGGAAGCAUUUACAAACUUCUGUGGAAAGAGCUGAUUGUUUUCCUUGGCCUCUAUUACUUGCUGAAUCUGAUCUACCGGUUUGCUCUGACUGCGGAUCAGAAAGUGAUAUUUGAGCGAAUUGUGCUCUACUGUGAUUCGUUCAACAAUCUCAUUCCUGUUGCAUUUGUACUUGGUUUCUAUGUGUCCGUUGUCUGCACUCGAUGGUGGGAUCAGUUCAAAUCGAUUCCUUGGCCCGAUCGCACUGCGUUAUUCGUCUCGGCACUAAUCCAUGGACAAGAUGAGCGUCCACGGCUAAUGCGUCGCACAAUCAUGAGAUAUAUGGUUCUAUCGUUCACUAUGACAUUGUCGUCGAUCAGUUUGUCGGUGAAGAAACGGUUCCCAACUCUUGACCAUAUGAGGGAGGCUGGUUUGAUGUUAGAAGGGGAGCAAAAAAUUAUAGAAGACCUCAAGACUCCGCACAGUAAAUAUUUCGUACCAAUCGUUUGGGCGACAAGCUUGGUGUCCCGAGCAAGAAAAGAGGGUCUCAUCAAAGAUGACUUCGCUGUCAAGACGAUCAUUGAUGAAAUCAACAGUUACCGUAGCGACCUCGGUAUGUUGUACAAUUAUGACUGGGUCAACAUCCCCAUGGUUUAUACGCAGGUAGUGACCCUGGCCGUGUACACCUUCUUCCUCUCAUGCAUCAUGGGCAGACAGUUCCUCGACCCCAAGAAAGGCUAUGAGAAUCAUCGUCCUGACAUGUACUUCCCCGUCUUCACUCUGCUCCAGUUCUUCUUCUACUUGGGCUGGCUAAAGGUGGCCGAGACAUUGAUCAAUCCAUUCGGAGAAGACGAUGACGACUUUGAAAUGAACUCGACGAUCGACAGAAAUAUUCAGGUGUCCUAUCUGAUCGUCGACGAGAUGCAUUCAGAGUUCCCAGAGUUGAUCAAGGAUCAGUAUUGGGACGAAACUGAUUUCGAGAUGCCGUGGACACACGCAGCUGAAAAAUACCGGAUGGAGCCUCAUCUUGGGUCAGCUGUGGAUAUCGCAAUUAACUCAAGGCAGGCAGACUUUGUUCCAAUGAGUUCUAUCCGUGAAGAGUAUCCAAUGGUUGAUAGACGUCAAACCUCGGAUGCGAUGGACCUGCCAAACCCGGUCUACAAUCACAGGCCGGACUACGAAGGCAACUCACAAUCUCGUCCAAGGGCCAAUAGCAAGAAUCGAUUCUUAGAUAGUUUGAAAAGAAUGGGAUCGAGGGGUUCUGGGCAUUCUGUGCGCUCGCCAACCUCAACUGUAGAUCAUCCUCAUCCAGGAGGAAGUUACGUCUCAGUCACCACAACUACCCCCAUGCAAACUCCAACGACUCCAAUGAGCCCGGAUCAUGACGGAGAGGAUGAUAUCUUCGCGAUGUCGGACCUUGGCAGCAAUGAAGAUAACGCAUCGGCGUUUUCAUCAAAUCCAUUCAGGGACCCGUUUAAGAGAAUCGUGCCAUCAAAAAGUGAAACAAUCGCAAUUAAUCCACCAAAACAUCGGGAGGAACCACCAGGUUCGACGUCAAGUGACCGUACGCUCAAAGGAAGCAUGGAAAAACUGACCAAUCACAAUCAUAACGAAUACCAAGCAGAUAGCCAAGAUGUUGGUGACAGUGCAAGGCUUAUCUCUCAAGAUGAGUCUGAAACCAGUUUCUCGAGGAAGAAACAUUUUGCAGCGAGUCCAGCAAAGCUGAUAAUUAAGUCUGCUUCGGAGUGUCAAGUCAAGGACAGUUAUGAUAUUAAUGGGACUCCUAUUGUGAGUGAAUCCUUGCCAUCUCGUGUUUAACCCUUUCACUGCAGACACCUUGGUGAGGUGAGGAGGCUUAUUCGUAACAGUACGAGUGUUUGAGUUGGAUGCAGCUGUAUACAAGUCAAAUGUUAGACUGAAAGGAUUUAUGACGAUUUUUGUUAUGUUUUUCUUUUUGAAGUGAUGAUACGGGUUGUUAUUGUGGCAAUCCUGCAGUGAUGUUGUAUUUAUAACUUGGCUUUGGCUUGGGUAAGCAUGGGAUAAAACGCCUUGAAUUGAUGUCCAGUAGGCGUGAACUCGAACACUCUUGUACCAAGCUCGAGUAACAGUAGAGUAAAGUACUGUUGAAAAGAGUGUGUAAGCUACAAAAAGUCAUCGCUAAUCUUAUUGACCACAUUUUUCUCUUCAUAUCAAAUUCUUCCCUUGCCUAUUAUUGCCAAAAAGCGACAUCGUGAUGCAAUGAAACAAAUUUAAGUCUAUCGCAUGCCGGCACUUAUAUUCUUAAAACUCUCAUCUGUCAGCCAUUCUGAAGUAGAGGGGCCUCAUAGCCUAAUGGUUAACACUGCUGGUUACCACGCAAUAGAGGGGCCUCAUAGCCUAGUGGUUAACACUGCUGGCUACCACGCAAUAGAGGGGCCUCAUAGCCUAAUGGUUAACACUGCUGGCUACCACGCAAUAGGGCCCAGGUUGAUUCUGGGGAGAACCAAGGAUUAUAUAUCUGGAUGAACCAACAUCAGGUUUUCAGCCAGGAUUUGUUUUGAGGGUACAACGCCUGACGCUAGAUGAGGGGCCAGUGGCAAACAAAACGCUAUGGCUUACUCGCACAAGCACUAUGCUAUUUAUGCUGUUCAUGUUUACUGUUGAGAGGUAAUGUUUGGGAGGUUAUUUUUGCGUUUACAGAUAAUCAGCAAGGUUGUCAAAACAACAACUUAAAGACACACCUAAGUGUCAAUUGCAUGGAACAAAAUGACAUUACUGCAGAUAUUCCUGGGCUGGGUAUACAAUAUUUUUAGCUUGCCAUAUCUUUUUGUGAAUUACAAAGGGUUGGGUCCUUUGAUUGAUUCUUUGGUGCUUUUGCCUUUUCAGCUUUAGCUAGAGCAUUUAGUCAGUUUUUAACUUGUGGAGUGCUUUGAAAUUGGCUUUGGGUGUCUUUGGAAUAAGGAGCCCAGCAAAUCGAUUGCAAGGGGUUAACCCUUUGAGUGCCGGGCCACUUGUGUAACCCGUGUGCCGGGGGUUUUUAGGGAAAAAUAGGCUUUUUAGCUCACCUCUUAGCAGAGGUGAGCUUAUCCCAUACCGUGGCGUCCGUCGUCCGUCGUCGUCGUCGUCGUCGUCCGUCGUCCGUUAGCAGGGCACGUUUCGUAACUGUUAGAGCUAUUGAGUUGAAACUUAGGACACAUGUACCCUUAUGUAAUGACACCUUGGAGACUAAGUUUCGGUCCGAUUCGUUU
Molecule: messenger RNA, 4134 nt
Organism: Lineus longissimus
Lineage: Eukaryota; Metazoa; Nemertea; Pilidiophora; Heteronemertea; Lineidae
Product: bestrophin-2-like
Exons: 10
Coding region: 857-2725 (622 amino acids)
Molecular function (GO): chloride channel activity
Source: RefSeq, a predicted model, not a curated record